Molecule: messenger RNA, 561 nt
Organism: Fusarium coffeatum
Lineage: Eukaryota; Fungi; Ascomycota; Sordariomycetes; Hypocreales; Nectriaceae
Exons: 2
Coding region: 1-561 (186 amino acids)
Source: RefSeq, a predicted model, not a curated record
AUGGCUGCCCCCGCUGAAAAGACCAUCACUGACUUCAGUGGUAAAUGGCUCCUCAACAAGAAUCUGUCCGAUAGUUCAGAGCCUAUUCUCGCUCUGCAGGGCAUCGGCUACCUUACUCGCAAGGGCAUCGGCUUGGCUUCAAUUACUAUCGAUGUCAACCAGUACAAUGCCCCUCCUAAGCCACCAAACACUUCCACAGACGUGUUCACUCACGUCGACAUCACCCAGACCGCUUCUGGCUUGUCAAGCACCCAGGAGAACCGGUGUCUUGACUUUGAGGAGCGUGAGCACUCUGACUGGCUUUUCGGUGCCGUCAAGGGCCGUUCCCGUUUCAUUACUCUUGAUGAGGUUGAGGACGACUUUCUCAAGGAGGGCUGGCUUGUUGAGGGCGAGGGCAAGUUCAUCCAGAGUAUCGCCGAGAGCGUCGACAAUGGCUGGGUCGCUACUCAGAUCUGGGGAUUUGAGGAGAUCAAGGGCGAGAGGAGAUAUGUCAGGCACAUUGUGGUGACCAAGGGUGACAAGAGAGUCACCGCCAAGCUCAUCUACGACUACCAGGGUUAG